CGGCGAGGAAUGAGCGCGUAGGUCGCCCGCGUGCCACGUAAUGUGCCAGUUAUGUACCGUCUCAUAAAAACUAACUCUAUUAUUUACGAGGAUACAGUGUUUUUAACCUGAAAACUGUGCUUCCCUUUUCCACAUAAAAAUCACCUCGGUCCGGUGGGCACGAUGUUCCGCAGCGAGGAGAUGGUGCUGUGCCAGCUGUUCGUGCAGCCCGAGGCCGCCUACGUCUCCAUGUACGAGCUGGGCGAGGCCGGCAUCGCUCAGUUCAGAGAUUUAAAUCCUCAUGUGAACGACUUCCAACGCCGCUACGUGACGGAAGUGCGGCGCUGCAGUGAGAUGGAACGCAAGCUGCGGUACGUGACCGGCGAGCUGCCCGAGCCGCCUCCUCCGCCGAAGCCUUCGCCGAGGGUGCUCACUCCCAGGGAAAUCAAUAUACUAGAGGAACGAAUAGACUACAUAGAAUCUGAGAUACAAGAGAUAACCAAAAACGCACAGAACUUGAAGACCGAUUACCUCGCACUCAUCGAGCUUAAAAUCCUCAUAGAGAAGACACAGACCUUCUUCCAAGACCACAGCGCCCACAGAAAGAUCUCAGCAUCUGUCCAGAUUUAUAACAACGAGGGUGCGAUUGGGCAUCUUGGUUUCAUCGCUGGUGUGGUGGCAACUCCAAGGGUUCCCUCGUUUGAGAGAAUGCUGUGGAGAAUUUCUCAUGGCAAUAUAUUCUUCAAACAAGCGCAAAUUGAAGAACCCUUGAAAGAUCCCGUGACUGGGCAUGAACUACAGAAGACGGUGUUUGUGGUGUUCUUCCACGGGGAGCAAAUAAAGCUGAGGGUAAAGAAGGUGUGCCACGGGUUCCAGGCAACCCCUUACCCCUGCCCGGCCACUUACAAGGAACAACAGGAAAUGCUCGCCGGUAUAGAGACGAGGAUCAAGGAUCUGGAAAUGGUACUAGAACAAACAGAAAACCACCGAAGACUGGUCCUCACCAACAUAGCGCGCGAUAUCAGCACAUGGAUGGUGGUGGUGCGGAAGGAGAAGGCCAUCUACCACACGCUCAACAUGUUCAGCAUGGACAUCGUGAAGAAGUGCCUCAUCGCUGAAUGUUGGGUGCCGCGCCAGGACCUGCACAUACUGCAGACUGCGCUGGACAAUGGGGUGAAAGCCAGCGGCAGUCCUAUCCCGUCGUUCCUGCACUAUGUGCCGACGCGAGAGACUCCGCCUACCUUCAACCGCACCAACAAGUUCACCCAGGGUUUCCAGACGCUCAUUGAUUCCUAUGGAAUCGCUAGCUAUAGAGAAGUUAACCCAGCACUGUACACAAUCAUAACAUUCCCAUUCCUCUUCGCGGUAAUGUUCGGCGACAUGGGCCACGGCAUCAUAAUGACAGCUUUCGCCGCCAUUUUGGUGAUCUUCGAAAAGAAGUUCUCCAAAAACAAAACGGACAAUGAAAUUUGGAACAUAUUCUUCGGAGGGAGAUAUAUCAUACUUCUUAUGGGGAUAUUCUCUAUUUACACGGGGUUGAUAUACAAUGAUAUGUUUUCGAAAUCGCUGAAUAUAUUUGGGAGCAGUUGGCGAAAUGUCUAUGAUUUGCAUACUUUGAAUUCUACCUCCAAUUUCGAUUUGGAUCCGAAAGUUGCGUAUACUGGCACGCCUUAUCCUAUGGGACUGGAUCCAGCUUGGCAGUUUGCCGGCAACAACAUAAUAUUCCUAAACUCGUUCAAGAUGAAACUGUCGAUAAUAUUCGGCGUGCUGCACAUGGCGUUCGGGGUAACAUUGAGUGUGGUAAACUUCAACUUCUUCAGGAGGCCCGAGAUGAUUCUGCUCCAGUACAUCCCGCAGGUGUUGUUCCUGCUGCUCCUGUUCUGGUACCUCUGCAUACUGAUGUUUAUGAAGUGGGUCAUGUACUCCGCUAAUGCGACAGAUUCAGCUCUGGGAACAUCUUGCGCUCCAUCAGUGUUGAUCAUCUUCAUCAACAUGAUGCUGCUCAAAGGCUCCAAUAUCAAGGAGCCGUGCAAAGCGUACAUGUACGACGGACAGGAAACCAUUCAAAAUUUCUUCCUGGCUAUCGCAUUUUUGUGUAUACCGGUCAUGCUGUUUGGGAAACCGGUGUAUCAGCUUAUGGUUGCAAGGAAAAAUAAGCGGUACCAGCAAGGCGUGGAGAGUGGUGAAGCAGCAGAGGAAGGUCACGGCGACGGUUUCGGGGAGCUGAUGAUCGUGCAGGGGAUCCACACCAUCGAGUAUGUGUUGGGCUGCGUGUCCCACACCGCCUCGUAUCUACGACUCUGGGCCUUGUCUUUGGCUCAUGCUCAACUAUCAGCAGUAUUAUGGCAGAGACUCCUGAAGAUGGGUCUGGGUGCCGGUAGCUACACCAACGCAAUCGUGCUGUACGUCAUAUUCGCGGUGUGGGCGUUCUUCACGCUGGCCAUCCUCGUGCUGAUGGAAGGAUUGUCGGCUUUCCUCCACACCUUGAGGUUGCAUUGGGUGGAGUUUAUGAGUAAGUUCUACGACGGUCAAGGCUACGCGUUCUUCCCCUUCUCCUUCUCAGCGAUCCUCGAGAACGAUGACGAGGAUGUCAAAGACAAGCCCAACCCCAACGGUGGGCCACCCGAGUGACAUUACUUCACAGGCAAAUUUCAACUCUAUGACUACGGUAACGCCUUGGAAGUGAGACGAGUUUGGCAUGCGGGACCUAUUACUUGAUGUUGUGACGGAAACUGCCUUAUUAAAUUAUAAAUUUUGUAUAAAAUGUAUGAAUCUGUAACGUAGCAACGUAAGGAUGUACUCAGUAUAUUAAUAUCGAAAUAUGGUUAAGGUUAUAUUUCGAUAUUUUUUCACUGCUUCCUUUGACCCAACUUGACCGUGUGUGGCAGGUGUAAUGAAUGCAAAUGCAUAUAGAACGCGUGCAAAAAAAAUAUUGUUUUUAUUUCAGUUUGAUCGUGUAAGUGAUACCUUUUUAAUUGCAUGGCGAUAGCACCUAACUACUUCCUUACAGAUGUGUCUCAAAAAGCUCUUCUAGUUAAUUUAGUGAUACAAAAAUAUUUUUUGUAGCAAUUAUAAAAACUAUUAAACCUCGAAAGAUUUCAAAUAACAAGAACUAGAUCAUCAUCAUCAUCAUCAUAUCAGCCCAUGGAAGUCCACUGCAGGACAUAGGCCUUUUGUAGGGACUUCCAAACAUCACUAUCCAGCGAAUCCCUGAGACUCGCUUGAUGUCAUCAGUCCACCUGGUGGGGAGUUGGUCUAGAUCUAGCUUAGUGUCUUAAAUUUUCUAAAAUCGACGAAAGUGGCGAAUAGCUUAUCGAAGAUAAUAUAGAGAAUAUAAAAUUCUGGGGCUGUGGGCAACCUCUCCUAUAUAUACCAAAAUAUAUGCUAAAGAAAGUGGUUAGGUAUCUAAAUUGGUUAUAAUUUAUUUGUUUUAGUGAUAUUAUUAUUAUUUUUAUAAGGUCGUUUUCUUUUAUUUCAUAGUUUACAAAUAUGUUAAUAAUAUAAUUCACUUAUUUAUCAACUAUUUUAAUCACCAAAGAUUUUUUGUUUAAUUUUGUUUUGGAUUUACAAACGUGUUUGUAUACUUAUAAUGAAAUUUUCUAGUGCCUUUUUAGUAUAGUUGCCAUUGAGAAGUAUUUUGUUUUAUAUACUAGAAAUAAUUUAAUGUAUAAUAAUUCUUAUAAAUACCUAUUUUUAAGAUUAUAAGCUGUAUGACAUUAUAACUA
Messenger RNA from Bicyclus anynana (squinting bush brown), 3704 nucleotides. Its product is annotated as V-type proton ATPase 116 kDa subunit a 1. Gene Ontology annotation, biological process: vacuolar acidification; proton transmembrane transport. Gene Ontology annotation, cellular component: vacuolar proton-transporting V-type ATPase complex; plasma membrane; vacuolar proton-transporting V-type ATPase, V0 domain. The record is from RefSeq and is a predicted model, not a curated record. Gene Ontology annotation, molecular function: ATPase binding; proton-transporting ATPase activity, rotational mechanism. The transcript has 14 exons. Bases 163 to 2610 code for a protein of 815 amino acids. Lineage: Eukaryota; Metazoa; Arthropoda; Insecta; Lepidoptera; Nymphalidae.